Messenger RNA from Trichoderma gamsii, 771 nucleotides. RefSeq names its product oxidoreductase. The transcript has a single exon. Gene Ontology annotation, molecular function: iron ion binding; C-4 methylsterol oxidase activity. Gene Ontology annotation, biological process: ergosterol biosynthetic process. The coding region runs from base 1 to 771 and encodes 256 amino acids. The record is from RefSeq and is a predicted model, not a curated record. NCBI's taxonomy places the organism in Eukaryota, Fungi, Ascomycota, Sordariomycetes, Hypocreales, Hypocreaceae.
AUGGCUGUCAUGGAUGCAGUGGCAGCUUCUUGGGGUCACAUAAUCGCAACCUACGACCCCUACACCGUCGAUUUCGUCGGCACCUUCAUCGUCCAAGUCAUCUUCUGGUGGAUUCCCUGCGUCCUCUUCAUCCUCCUCGACUCCAUCGCACCAUCCUUCUCCGAGAAACACAAGAUCCAGCCCGCGCCCAAACAACCCACGUCAAGCGAAAUCUUCCACUCCAUGCUCGUCUGCAUCCGCAACCAAGCCAUCGUCUUCGCCCUCCACGGCGCCUUACUCUACGCAAUUUUCGCAAAGGGCCUGCCCCCCAGCAUCAGAGUCGACGCAAAACUUCCCUCUCUAGAAGAAUUCGUACGGGAUCUCUUCCUCAGCGUGCUAGCUCGCGAGGCACUCUUUUACAGCUCCCACAGGAUCCUCCAUCUGCGCCCGCUGUAUAAGCGGUUUCACAAGCAGCACCACAAGUUCACGGCCCCCGUGGCGUUUUCAUCGCAGUACGCCCAUCCGGUGGAGCACAUCGCGGCCAACGUGCUGCCUAUUUUGCUGCCGCCGCUGCUGCUCAAGUCGCAUAUCCUCACCAUGUGGGUGUUUGUGGCCUUUCAGCUCAUUGAGACGUCGACGGUGCAUAGCGGGUAUGAUUUCUUUGGGGGAGCGGCUAGGAAGCAUGACCGGCAUCAUGAGCGGUUUGACGUAUACUUUGGGGGUAUUGGGCUUCUGGAUUAUGUUUUGGGGACUGAUGAACGAGAAGAUAGGAGGAGAGCUAAGAAAGAUUAA